Molecule: messenger RNA, 1168 nt
Organism: Pseudoliparis swirei
Lineage: Eukaryota; Metazoa; Chordata; Actinopteri; Perciformes; Liparidae
Product: cold-inducible RNA-binding protein A-like
Exons: 1
Coding region: 44-478 (144 amino acids)
Biological process (GO): positive regulation of mRNA splicing, via spliceosome
Cellular component (GO): spliceosomal complex
Molecular function (GO): RNA binding
Source: RefSeq, a predicted model, not a curated record
AUUCGCUGCGUUAGACUGCUGCUCGCUGAAAUCACGCAUCACCAUGUCGGACGAAGGGAAGCUGUUCGUCGGAGGCCUGAGCUUCGACACCAACGAGGAAACCCUCGCCGAGGCCUUCGGCAAGUUCGGCGCCAUCGAGAAAGUCGAUGUUAUCCGCGACAGAGAUUCCGGUAACUCCCGCGGCUUCGGCUUCGUGAAAUUCGAGAACGUGGAGGACGCCAAAGACGCGCAGGAAGGCAUGCACGGCAAAACCCUGGACGGCCGCGCCAUCCGCGUGGACGAGGCUGGAAAGGGCGGAGGCGCCCGAGGAGGCUUCGGCGGAUCCCGGGGUGGCGGAGGAGGAAGAGGAGGCGGAGGAUACGGCGGGAGAGGCGGCGGAGGCGGCUACGACAGCGAUAGGAGCUACGGCGACCGAGGCUUCCAGUCCGAGGGGCGGUUUGGCGGCGGAAGCCGAGGAGGCGGCCGCGGCAGCUACUAACCGGCCCGGUGCACCCUGCGUUUUGGGGGGGGCGCGUUACCCUGAAUCCCCUGCAGGGGGAUUGUUUUUAUUUUUUUAAAUGAAAGUAUUUUCAUACUGUACAUGUGAGCAUCACGAAGAAGGGAAACAAUAAUAUUUAUGUGACGACAUUGACUAAACGUUUGGGACGACGUAAUGUCUCCUGCACGCGGGAGCUGGAAAUAUCCGUUAUUUAAAGGGACAGUACGGCCCGUUUGGAGGGACCUCUGUGUUUUUAAAGAGAGCUCGGAUAACGUCUUCUCACAGCUGGUCAAAGAGGAGAAGAUAUUCUAAAUAUAACUGAGCCGGGUCUAAAAUACUUUCACUUGUAUGAAAAGUACUUCAAAACAACCGCGCUGUCCCUUUAAGAAGCUGUGUGCUCCGACGAGUCACGGGACAAUAGCACCGUGGUUAUUUUAAAGGCACAGUCCUUAUUUUAUUUAGUUGUAUUGCCUUUAUUUUGCUGUUUACGAGGAAUGUACCUUUUCUUUAGACGCCUUCGCACUGUCGUUACCCGAUGUUUCAGGCUCCAGAUACUUUCUUCUUUUCUGUUUCUGCGCGUACACUGUUUUAAAAGCUGGAGAUCCAUCCUCGUCCUUCAAGAACAACCAGGAGGCCGUCGAGGACUGUGGCUUUAAAUGAAUGAAUGCGUUACAGUUCACAUUUCGGUCC